UUUUAGCUUGGAUCUCAUUUGGAUUUUUCUGUGUCAAAAAGGAAUGUCCGAGUUGCUCCACAAAAAUUAUUUUAUCAUCACAAAAUAGAAAGUGACUAUGUGAUAUUAAUUCAAGAGAAAUUUAUUAAAUCAUGUAGAAGUGCUGGUUAAUCUCUUAACUUUAAAAGUUAGAUCUUUUAGACAUAGUAACAAUGUCGUCGAAAGAUCCAGGCGCAAUACCAAGUCGGUGGCUGAACUGUCCUCCAUUAGCCAUAGGGCUCAUAGCAGAACAAUUGCUCGCCUUUAAAACGCCACUCGGUACACAGUUUAAUGAGAAAAUACCACAGUCCAAGCGAUUUACGCCGUUGGAUGUAUUUAAACACGUCCAAAACAUGAAGAUGAAACUCGGCCUGUGGAUCGACUUGACGAACACGAGUCGUUUCUACGACAAAUCUGAUAUAGAACGCAUGAACUGUAAAUAUCUUAAGUUAAAAUGUCGCGGACACGGCGAAACACCUUCUCCUGAACAAACAAAGAAAUUCAUUGAAACUGUUGCCGCCUUCACUGAAGAGAAUCCAAAUUUGCUGGUGGGAGUUCACUGCACGCAUGGUUUCAACAGAACUGGUUUUCUGCUUGUUGCGUACAUGAUUGAUCAACUGUGCUAUACCUUAUUUCCUGCACUUAAAGAGUUUGCAAAUGUGAGAGAACCUGGGAUCUAUAAGCAGGAUUAUCUAGACGAGUUGUUUAAUCGUUACAAAGAUACUGAAGAUGAAGAUGACAUACAGGAUAAAGUACCAAUAGCUCCGGAGAAACCAGACUGGUGUUACGAGGAAGACGAAUUUGAUGAUGAGGAUGAGGAGCCCAGCACCAAUAAACCAACCAGCUCUAGUAAACCUCCCAGACGUCGUCAGAAAAUAUACAAGAACAAAACCUUCAUGGCUGGUGUUGGAGGUGCAGAGUACAUAACGACAGAGCCGUUGAUGUCUGAAGUGCAGGAUAAAGUCAGGAGAUUCUGCAAAUGGGAGGGCAAGAACUUCCCAGGAUCUCAGCCAGUCUCCAUGGACAUGGAGAAUAUUAGGUUGUUGCAAAAGAAACCUUAUCAAGUGUCAUGGAAGGCGGAUGGAGUUAGAUACAUGAUGUUGAUUGAUGGAGACGACAGAGUGUUUAUGAUAGACAGAGACAACUGUGUAUUUCGGAUACGUAACCUCACUUUCCUUCACAACAAGGAGUGCAGAAGUUUAACCAACACACUAUUAGAUGGCGAAAUGGUGAUUGACAAAUCAUAUGGGGUGGAUAAGGCAAGGUAUCUGUGCUACGAUAUCAUACGUUUUGAAGACAUGAAUGUCGGCCGAGAACCAUUCUUCCCUGUCAGAUUGAGCUGCAUACAAAAAGAAAUUAUUAGGCCAAGGGACAAUGCCAUAAUAAAUGGCACGAUCAAGAAGGAAGAGGAGCCGUUCCGUGUUGCCCUGAAACAGUUCUGGGACGUGAGUCUCGCGCAUCAGUUGCUGUCGGAGCGGUUCACGCGCACGCUGGCCCACGAGCCAGAUGGACUCAUAUUCCAGCCAUCCAAGGAUCCGUAUAUCGCAGGCGCCUGCGACCAAGUCCUCAAGUGGAAGCCGCCUGACAUGAACAGCAUAGAUUUUCUACUGAAGAUAGUUGAAAUUAAAAAGGAAGGAAUGUUACCAGAGAAAUUAGGGUAUCUAUACGUGAACGGGUUUGACAAACCAUUCGCUGCUAUGAAAAGCACGAAGGCGCUGCGACCGUACGACAACAAGAUCGUCGAGUGCAAGUACGAGAACGGACAGUGGAAGUUCAUGAGGGAACGGACGGACAAGUCCUAUCCCAACAAAUAUGAAACGGCUAUGGCUGUAUGGGAGAGUAUAAGACAUCCGGUGACCAAGGAUUAUCUCCUCUCCUUCAUUGACCAGUACACGUAUCAAGCCAGCAACUAUCAUCACUAGGAGGAUUUUACAAGUUUUAAUGAAUUGCAUAUUUUAAUUUUAAAAUGAAUUAAGAAUAUAUGAAUAUACAGCAGA
This is a messenger RNA of Aricia agestis (brown argus), 2015 nucleotides long. It is a transcript of the gene mRNA-cap, whose product is annotated as mRNA-capping enzyme. The transcript has 11 exons. The coding region runs from base 192 to 1940 and encodes 582 amino acids. Gene Ontology annotation, biological process: protein dephosphorylation; 7-methylguanosine mRNA capping. Gene Ontology annotation, molecular function: mRNA 5'-triphosphate monophosphatase activity; ATP binding; protein tyrosine/serine/threonine phosphatase activity. NCBI's taxonomy places the organism in Eukaryota, Metazoa, Arthropoda, Insecta, Lepidoptera, Lycaenidae. The record is from RefSeq and is a predicted model, not a curated record.